AUGACGCUCGGCGCCCGCAGAGAACUCGAGAAUGUCUUCAACACUGUCCUCAAGCGUUGCGUCCAGUGCGAAACCAACGGCGCCCAGCUGUCCUGCGAUGGCAUGAACUGCUCCGGCGGCAAGAUCUGCGUGCAGACACCGCAGAGCUGCGACGUCUGCGCCCAGGUCUCCUGCGAAAUCGACCCCACCAGCCCAGCGAGCGAGCGCAGCCAGCCCAACGUCGGCGCCAUUGCUGGUGGAGUGAUUGGAGGUAUCGCCGUCAUCGCUAUUCUCGUGUUCGUGGUGUGGAAGUACUGUCUCAAGGGAAAGAGGCGGCCGAUAUCAGAAAUGGAGUGGCAGCAGGACGAGUUGGAGCAGCAAGAGAAGGCCGAGAACGACUUCGCAUCUCGCCGAAGCGCGCGAGCGUCUACACACACCGUCGCCUCCGUCGCCUCGUCCGUCCUCACCCGCGCCUCCAACAUCAUCCAGAUUGCCUACAUCCCCGGCGUCACAAACCGCUCAGGGCCCGGCUCGCCCGACCUGCUCGUCCCUCCCGUCCCGCCCAUUCCUGCCAUGUCUCCCUCGUCGGGCAUGAGCAGCCCAUACUCCAAUGCCGAUCAGCACUUCUUCGUCCCCGACUUCCGCGAUUCCAUGGCCUCGGACAGCACCGGUGGACGUCAAAGCAUUGCUCCCAGUCUUGCCCGCAACAGUGUUGCCUCCACCAUGUACCGCCAGAACGCCAUCGUAUCUCCGCUGCCGGCCCAGACCAUUGUGCGCGGAAAGGCUGCUGUCGUCAGUGUCAAGUCGAACGGCUCCAACACCCCCGAGGAUGCCCUGAGCAUGAUGAGCACACCUCCUGUACCGCAAAUCGACCCCAAGCACGCUCACCAAGUCAAGCCCAUCCGCAUCCAGAUGCCUGGGCUCAGCUCCAAGAGCUCUGUCCAGAGCACAGCAACACUGGGACCCGUCCGCGCAUUGAACAUCACAAAGAAGAGGAGCUCCGACACCACCCUGCCCAAGAGCUCAUCGAGCUCCUUUACCAGUGGAGAGAGGACGGCAGUGGCAACACCCGAAGCGCUCGUCCCUUCCGCACGACCCCUCACAGGCUACUCGGUAGCCUCCACCGACUCGGGCGUUUCGCACGCACGCGCUCGCCAGGCGGUCAGCCUUGCAGACUCGGACGAGGAAUCGGACGAGGAAGAGGACCACCAACGCUCUCGCCAGAGCCUGCUGCGCAACUCGUUGAGUUCGCGCGACUCGGGCGUGACUGAGAUUCAAGACGCCACGCCUACAGGCCUGGUUGACAUUCGAAGCCCUUUCAGUGACAACUCAGCCGUCGACAGGCUUGACCGACCGGCGAUAGGCUCGCGCAUUACAUCCUACGACACCGACCGUUCGCGCAUGCCCAUGACACCCAUCGUUGAGGAGUCCGAGCGACGAGCGAGCGCAAUGUCGAAGCGGGACCAGAGCCCCUUUGCCGACAACUUCAGGAGUGAUUUGAAGUGA
Molecule: messenger RNA, 1485 nt
Organism: Ascochyta rabiei
Lineage: Eukaryota; Fungi; Ascomycota; Dothideomycetes; Pleosporales; Didymellaceae
Exons: 2
Coding region: 1-1485 (494 amino acids)
Source: RefSeq, a predicted model, not a curated record